AUGAACGUUAAUCCAUUAUUUGAUCAUGAAUCUUCCUCUUCGUCAGCAUAUAAACAAAAUUCAGAUUCACCUCAUCAUAUUCCUCUUCUCAUCAAAAUGAUUCCGAAUCGGCAAAUGUCACAACUAGAAGAUGAUCAUCACAACAAUUAUAAACCUAGCAAUCAUAGCUGCAAUGUGAAGAAACAAAUUCAGAGGCUAUCGAAAGAUGAAGGCGUUGUGGUGACAACCUACGAAGGCAUGCAUUCUCAUCCAAUCGAGAAAUCGACUGACAAUUUUGAGCACAUUCUUAGUCAGAUGCAAAUAUACACCUCCUUCUAA
Striga asiatica is the source of this 318-nucleotide messenger RNA. The record is from the annotation of a GenBank genome assembly. NCBI's taxonomy places the organism in Eukaryota, Viridiplantae, Streptophyta, Magnoliopsida, Lamiales, Orobanchaceae.